Molecule: messenger RNA, 3388 nt
Organism: Lytechinus variegatus (green sea urchin)
Lineage: Eukaryota; Metazoa; Echinodermata; Echinoidea; Temnopleuroida; Toxopneustidae
Gene: selenot
Product: thioredoxin reductase-like selenoprotein T
Exons: 5
Biological process (GO): cell redox homeostasis
Cellular component (GO): endoplasmic reticulum membrane
Molecular function (GO): thioredoxin-disulfide reductase (NADPH) activity
Source: RefSeq, a predicted model, not a curated record
GUAUGUACUGUACGUACCGUACGUAGGCCUAAUGUCUUUAUAUCGUGAGAGCUAGCUCGCUGUCAUGGCGAAUUUAACGUAUAUUUCCUACUUUAUUGUAGGAUUAUUUCUGGUAUAUAUGUCAUUUCGAGAAAUAUCACAAUCAGAAGCAUCGGUCGAACCCAAAGUGAAGUCCAAGUUAUCUCAAUUUGCAGCGCCAACCCUCACGGUAAUGUAUUGCAUUUCCUGAGGUUACCGGCAGGUGUUUGAGGAGUACGCUUCCCGUCUUCAUCAGCGUUACCCUGACCUCCGCAUCGAAGGAAACAACUUCCCUGCCCACCCAAUCCGUCGUUAUCUCGCAUCAUUCCUGGCCAUGGCUAAGCUGGUCUUGAUCGGUAUGGUUGCCUGUGGUUACGACCCAUUCCCAAUGUUCAAUAUGGAAACCCACCCUGUAUGGUCUUGGGCUAUUCAAAACAAAAUCUAUGCAUGUAUGAUGUUGUUCUUUAUAAGUAAUGCCAUUGAAGGACAAUUGCUAUCCACUGGAGCCUUUGAAGUUACAUUUAAUGGUAUGCCAAUAUGGUCAAAGAUUGAAUCAGGAAAAGUUCCCAAGUAUCCUGAGCUGGUCCAAAUUCUUGAAAACACCAUGAAAUUAAGUUACAGACAGAUCUAAUUUUAUGUACUAAGGACAGAACAAACUGAGUGUCAUCCUUUGUACGUGGUAUGAACCUGAUGUCUUUCAUUGCCUGCAGUUUUAUGCCUCUAGGAAGCUUCUCACUUCCCAUCAAUUCCUUUCAAGAGACAGAUGUUUGCACUUGUGAUCCAUAAUAAAACACAGACUUAAUUUGAACUCUUUGCUAUAUGGAAUUGGGAAUCUUCUACAAGGGGCCAACCUCCAAUGCAGUGUAUGACUAUAUGAAGGCCGGGGUGAAAAGCUUCACGGAGCAAGCCACGGCUGGAAGUGCAUCUGUUUUUGACGGGAAACGGAUGCGUCCACCAAUGGAGGAUAAACCUGCUAUACACAACAGAAGACAUCAGAUCAAAAUAUAUUUCAUUAUCGUAUUAUAUUCUAUGAUACAUGUUAUUUUUACCUCCAAUGUAUUUCUUGAAAUAUUUUUCUUUGUGAAAUUGUAUAUCUAUUGGAUGUGUGAACUUCUGAUAGUAUUGAGUCUCCAUGUAGUUCUAUUACUUGAGUUCAUUCUCUUUUGUUCUACAUGUACCUAAUUUUUGACUACAUUUCUGUCUCUAAUCUUCUAUCUUCUCUAUUUUGGUGGGAGUUAAUUGUCAUAAAGGAGUGAUACUUUUCAAUUUAAUUUAUUUUCAUGAAAAUUAUCUGUGUAGACAAAACAUUGAUUAUAAAGCAUUUUUGACCUGAUGGUUUAAUACAUACUGGCAGUGCCAUUGGGAAGGGGGUGGUAAUCGAUGGUAUAAGUUAUAGCGAUUCUGGUCUAAAUGUACAUGUUCUCAAUUAUAUUCUCGAAAUAAUAUUUUCUAUUAAAUGUUGUUAAAAAAAUAUAUGAAAUCACUGAUUUUUAUGUGUGCAUGUGCAAACAAAUCUAGAUUGUUUUUCCACCAUCAUAACGAUUCUUGUAGGUAUUGGUUUAAUUGCGAUUUAUUCUGCAAAAAUAAUUUUAUUGAUAGAAUUCAGGUAUUGUGUGGGAAAUUUGAAAGUUAGUGAAUUAUGUUUUUUGAUGAUGUUGAAAUUAAAUCAUUUUAUUGAUAUAAUUAAUGAAUUGUUUUGGAUACUUGAAGGCAGUAAUUCAUGUUUUUUGUGAUAGUACAUCUAGAUGAGAUGGAUUAAGAGGUGGUAGGUUUUUCAUGAAGCUGUUUGUAAGUUACAAGUGACUUUACAAAUGACUGGUGGACCUUUCUUGUAGUUGGUAAUACAAGCUGGAUUUUCCAUUGGCCUUGAUCUAGUUCAUAAGAAAGGAUCAACAGUCAUACACAAGAGUAGUAACAUUGUUCUCUUAUGAUCAGUAAAUGAAAUGUGCAAUAAAAGCCAUGAAUUUUAAUCCCCUCCUUUUUUUAGAACAGUGAUGAAGUAAUCAAUAAGAUAUUUCAGGGGGGGGGGGUGAAAAUCUUGAAAAACCUUUUUGGCAAAACUGAAGUCCACUCUAGGCAAGGAUUAAAAAUGAUUCAAUCACUGUACAGCACAAAUAUGUAUACUUUAUGAUGAUUGUGUGAUUUUAUUGUUUUUUCAUUAAAUUGAUAGUGAAGCAAAAAGUAAAAAUUUGUAGCUAUUUGGAUGGAAUACAAGUGGAUCAUGUGUGCAUUUACAGGUUGAUCAAUAGUGUGUGGAGGAUCUGCAUGCGAAUGAAAUGCAGUUUCAAACAUUAUAUAUUUUGUAAUUAUUGAUUUAUUAUAUUAACAUAAAUAAAUUGACCUGGUUUCAUUGAGGUAUUAUUAUGAAAUAAAUGUCUAGUAUUAUUAAUAGUAUGUGUGGAUCCAUUAUCUAAAAAUAUCUGCUUAUUCUUUAACACAUGACAGUAGCUAUUUUGUAAGUACUAACGGUGAGUAUGAAUAAUGAUCGGCAUCAAUGGUUCAAAGGAGAGUCAGAUUCAAAGAAGAUGUAAAGCAAAAUGUGCUUUUCACAAUAUAAGUGACAUCAAUUCAGUUACACGAGAGGCUUGUUUUCCCUUGCUAGAAACUUGCAAUUAAUUGCAAGUCAAGUUUUGGUCCACAAUUUAAUCAUAAGUCUUGUAAUUGAUUGCAAUUUCUUAAUUGAUCGCUAGUCUGCUUCUUAUAUCAACAAAUAAAAAUAAAGUUUAGUUGAUAUUGGUCCUAUCAAUUGUAACUGGAAUUUGCCAUUGAUGUAUUUUCUUGAAACACACCAUUGAUUGCAUGGGCAGGGAGUGAGAAUCAAAAAGAUUUCAAAAUAUUGUAAUGAUUGAUAAAUUAUCCCAAACAUUCACAGGGGUAAAUGAAGAUAAAGCAACUGGUAUAUAAACUACAAAUGAGAUUCCUGGAAAACUAGUGUUUUAAAUGUAAAUGAGGCUUGUAAUUAUCACUUUGAGAGAGAAACACUGAUUAACAUGUUGAGUAAACUGGUCAACCACUCUCUCUGAUUUAUACCUAGUAAAUGUAUUAGUGAUAUCACAAUUAGAGCGCAACUUAAGCGAAUGUACAGUGUAUUAUGAAACGCACAAGUGGCCGUCCUCAAGAAUUAAUUGAUCACGCAAUAAAUUUGUAUAAAGGAUCCUCUUUUUUUUACUGAAUUUUCACUAAUACCUAAAUGUCUAUUCUGCAGUUGCUUAUGUUUGACAUCAUAAAUUCAUUCAUUUUUAUGGAUAGGGUAGGGAUAAUGGUCUAUUUAUCAAAUAAUAUUGACUGUUUUUCAAUUCUUCACAAAUUGAUUUGGAACGUGUAUCACAUAUGUAUGUUGUUAUUUUAUUAAAUGCAAUGAUUCAGAUGA